Molecule: messenger RNA, 2892 nt
Organism: Exophiala oligosperma
Lineage: Eukaryota; Fungi; Ascomycota; Eurotiomycetes; Chaetothyriales; Herpotrichiellaceae
Exons: 2
Coding region: 176-2731 (851 amino acids)
Biological process (GO): regulation of DNA-templated transcription; DNA-templated transcription
Cellular component (GO): nucleus
Molecular function (GO): DNA-binding transcription factor activity, RNA polymerase II-specific; zinc ion binding; transcription cis-regulatory region binding
Source: RefSeq, a predicted model, not a curated record
ACAAAGUCGAUCAUCCGCCCGUCAGUUCAAUUAAAAUCGAUCAUCUUCACGUGGGGAACAAAUGGCCGAGCACGAGGACGUGCCCCCGACUUGACACUUCUCUGUGCGAUAUCAACUCUCUGAGAACAUCGUAUUAGAUGAUACGAGUACGCAAGAUUGUGAUUCGUCCAAGACCAUGACCGACACCAAAGAUUAUGCGAAUCAACACCAUCACCAACAUCAACCUCCGCCCCAAUCAAGUCCUUCGUUACUGGGCCGCCAUCCGACUCGUGCGAGUGACGCAUCUUGGUCAUCUUCCAUCGACAUGGACGGGAUGACGAGUGGUUCGGCGGCGGCGGGGGCGACCGCAGCACACGGUCGCAAACGCUCCGCCGACCACCUCCCCCCGGAACCACACGUCUCGCGCAAAGGUCGAGCUUGUCUGGCGUGCCGCAAGCUCAAGGUCAAGUGUGACAGCCUCGAGCGAGGCGACGCGGGGUGUUCACGGUGCCACCGUCUCGGGAUCGACUGUAUCACUUCCAAACGCAUGCGUUACAGUCUCGAGGACGAAGAUGGACGUCUCCAUCCUCACAUUGUCCGUCUGGACAGGGCGGUCGAGGAUAUCCUCUCUCACCUCAAGAUGCCAUCUCUCCACUCGUACUCGCCCAUUCUCGAAAACUCUCAACCACAACAACAACAAUCUCAAGUUCAGUCAGGUUCCUCGGAUUCACAAUCUCAACAGCAGCCCUCAAUCCAACCGAAUCAACAACGACAACAUCAUUAUCUGGCACCGCCACAACCACCCGAACCACCAUCACAUUCACAAACCACCCGCGAAAACUCCAGGGAACCACCCGGCGCCGUCGACCCGGAGAACCCGUCCUCGGAGAUGGCCCCGGCUCCCAUGGGAUCCCUGUACGAGGUCACCCAACUCACGUCGCUGAGGAGCCGGCUGAAGUACGGGGCACCCGCCCGCCGCAACUCCAAGAAGAACAUGGAAAACGACAUGAUCUCGUUGGGCCUUCUCGGCGUCGAAGAGGCCGAGGACAUGCUCUCCUUGUUCAAGACCACCCUGUCCCGGUACCUCUUCGACGCCCCCAUCCACGAGUCCCGUUCGUUGUUGUCGGUCCGGGAGUCUUCCACCUUGUUCUUCACCGCCAUCGUCACCGUCACCAGCCUCCACAUCCCCGGCCGGGAGAAGACUUACGCCCUGGCCCACAAGCACCUCCGGGACCUGAUCGCCACCAGCUUCUUCGACCGUUUCCACACCCUCGAGGACAUUCGGGCCUUGUGUAUUGCCGCGUUUUGGUUGCCGGACCUGUCGUGGAAGUUGUCGGGUCACUGCGUCCGUAUGGCGACGGAACUCAACCUACACCAGGCCUUUUACAAAGCUUUUUAUUCUUCUUCUUCUACCACUACCACCACAACCACCACGUCGACGCGCCACCCGAAACUAGGUUUCGGUGAUGGUAACAACGCCACCACCACCACCACCACCACCAAAUCAUCAUCAGAACCCCUCGAGCCCGACCGUCCUGCUCAACUGGAACGUGCGAGACUAUGGUACUUACUAUACGUCCUGGAUCACCAUUUUAGUAUAGCUUACGGCCGCCCUCCCGUGACCGCCGAAUUGCAGGCCAUCAAGGAAUACCACGUCUUUCUCAACGCCCCCGAGUGUACCCCGAGUGACCGCCGGGUCUUGUCGCAGGUCACCCUCUUCAUCAUCCUCAGCCAGGCCUAUGGACACUUCGGCCUCGAGGCCGAGAGGUUGAUGGACGGGGACGAAGUGUCGUUGCGCACCCACGCGCGUUUCAUCGAGGACCUGGAUACCUGGAGGUACCAGUUUCGCCACGCCCUCAACAGAGAUGCCCAUAUCGGGGACUAUCCCGCCGUCGGCGUCGAUUUACAUUACUAUUUCGCGUCCAUGAUGCUCAAUUCCCUCGCUCUACGGGGGCGGUCGUUGUUCAACAUCUCCUCGACAUCAACUCUCCCAACAAGUCUUCGACCACUUGCCUCUCAGGCCAUCAAUUCGGCCCAUCAGAUCUUGAUCAUAGUCCUCGACGAACCUUCGAUACGAGACUCCAUGGUCGGUGUGCCUUUGUAUCUGCAUACCGUUAUCGCUUUCGCUGUGGUCUUUUUGAUCAAGAUGUCUUCUCGCUGGGCGGGCAUUGGCGUCACGAUCGACCCCGAGCAGAAAACGAAACCGCUGAUCGAAGCUGUAAUCGACUUGUUUAGAAGUUGUAGAGCCGGCAAGGAUCACAUCUUAUAUGCGAUGGCUGAUGGGUUCGAAAGAUUGCUCAAGAGUAACAUGGGACAGGCGGGGCCUGGGAAGGCCGAGAAUGGUAAUGUUCAUGCUCAAGCCCCUACGACCGCACGAGCCAACGGUCAACAAGCGGGCAGAUUCGCACAUCCCACACAUUCCAUGCCGCAACAGCCUCAUUCAGAAUUGUAUGGCUCUGGGACACCCACUAUUCUCGCAGCGCAGCACAAUACACUGUCCCCAACAGCAUACACUCCUCAAUCCCAAUCCCACCCAAAUGCCGGGGGUAGUUAUGAUACAUAUUUAUCGCCACAUAGCCAGCCUACAUCGACUGGGACAUUUGCAGGAUGGCAGACCGAAGAUGAUAUGCUCUGGAGUAUGGGUAUGGGCUAUGAUCUGCUGGCGACGGCGCCUGAUGUGAAUGCUCAGGGAUUUCCAGGCUGGCCUGGAAGUGGGUCUGGUGAUAUGACAGGUGUCGGCUAUGGGGUUUGAGAGAGUGGUGGUCGGUAAGAAAGAGUCCCUUGGGCGUUUCGCAGUUUCGUAGUCGAAAAUGGCUCCUCCUGCUGUCCUUCGUCUCCAGUAUGAUACCCAGAAAUUUUGGAAAUUUUGCUUGAUCUUGUCAUAGACGUGCCACAGGCGGUAAUGAAAUAAUG